Molecule: messenger RNA, 3422 nt
Organism: Durusdinium trenchii
Lineage: Eukaryota; Dinophyceae; Suessiales; Symbiodiniaceae
Source: the annotation of a GenBank genome assembly
CCCAAACAGGGUUGGCAGGUGAGUUCACUUGGCAGGCUUUGCAACACCAGAGGAGUCAUUUCCAACGGCUCUCUCCAAGCAGAUGGUUACAAGGCCGUUCAAAUCUGCGGGCGGAAGUGGCCAGUUCAUCGCGUAGUGAAGAUCACCUUUGAUGGGCUUCCCAUAUCUGAGGAAGCCUGGCAAGUGCAUCAUGUGGAUGGCAGCCGAGCCAACAACCGCUUGGACAACCUGAGGUAUGUAACACCAAGCGAAAAUGUGCGGCACUCAUACUCCAGCCAUUCGAGGUGCACGUGUGGGCCUGCGCAAUCGAAGACUGUGCUGUGGAGACCUGUUGGGUCUGCGAACUGGAUAAGAAACCCUUCUGUCACAGCAGCAGCUCAACAGCUGGGCAUGAGCAGAGAAACUGUGUCAAGAUGCUGCCACAAGAAUACUGCAGCUAGAGGUUACGAGUUUAGCUUCCGAGACCAGUGCGACUUUGCUUUGCCUGGAGAAGAAUGGAGACCAAUGGUCAAUCCGGUAUCAGGAGCUUUAGUGCCGGGACGGAAAGUCAGUUCUCUUGGCCGCGUCACGUCACGGACUGGGUUGAUAGGUAGGGGGCACCUGAUUCGAAAGGGUUACUACACGACGCAGGUGCAAAGCCAGAACUCCUUUGUUCAUCGACUGGUAGCAAUUGCUUUUCUUGGGCCGUCGCCUUCGGCUCACCAAACCUGUGUGAAUCACAAAGAUUUGGACAAAGGCAACAAUGCUGUGGACAAUCUGGAGUGGGUCUCUCCGGCUGAAAAUCUCUUUCACUUUUAUGCAACCUCCAUCCGUGAGGGGCGUGAGGGUAGGACCACGGCAAAGCCUGUUUGGAGCCGGCCCCAUGGAACUGACGCUGAGUGGAGGUGGCAUCGCUCCAGGACAAGUGCCGCAAGUGAACUUGGCCUUUGCCGACGUAGCAUUUCCCGAUGCACCCACGGGCUGCAGUGGCAAACCGGCGGGUUUGAGUUCCGAGAUGCGCAUCAGGCAGACGCCUUGCUCCCUGGCGAAGAGUGGCGAGAGAUACAUUUGCCGUUACUUGAAAGAGACAGAGAGGCGCGCCGACGAUGGUCUUGAGCUGUUUUCUUUCCAGUGUGUGUUUGCGGAGAAUUGAGUUGCCUUGGGGCGAGUUUUUUUCAUGCGGCAGAGCCGCUCAUCCCGUUGGCUUGGCAGACAGAGCUUGUUGCUCCAACCGCUUGCCCUUGUUAGAAACAUAUGGGAAAUCGCAGUUUGGCCUAGCAUGUCCUGUACUGACAGUGAACCGCAUGCGGACCUUGGAGCUUGAUAUGAGGAUGUUUUUGGCGAACAAAUCGCAAUCUUUAUAGCUGAGGAUGACAGGUGUACGGCGGUGUGUCAGAUGAGGAAUAUUAAUAUGCGCCCUUGCAUUGGAUUGCUCGCUGGAAGCCUUGCAACUACGAUCUGAAUGGGUUCUAGAACGACAGGUGGCGGCGCGCACUUGGAUUUUGAGCGUGUUGGAUUCUUGAAUCAUAUAUACACCUUUGCUAGUUACCAUGCAGUGAAUCAGUUGGUCAAGCAGGAAAAUCUAGGGCCUUGAUCCUUCAAAGCUGCAAGGUCAAGAUGUGUGCGAGGUCCCAACAUGUCCCAGCAAUACCCCCCAAAGCGUUCCCUCAAAGAUGUCAAAGUGAUUCAAAGUGCAAGUGGUGGUUUAUCUAUGUUUCGCUCCCGACAAAAUGUCAGUUGGGUCAACGAAAGGUCAGAAGUUAGAUGAUGGGAAUCGCUCCAGAAGACUUCAAUUGCAAGCACCAGUUGACCUUCAGUUUGACAGCUUCUAUAUAGCUUCCUUCUUUUGCCUGAAGCAGCUGGCUCCUGAAAGCGAGACACAACUGACACGUUCCAAUGAUUCAAACAUAUGCUUAUGUAACUGUUACAACUCACAAGUGCGCAAUGCUUUGAAGCAGUCAACUGAAAUUCUAGCUUCAGUAAAAGUGCGCAGGGAACAAUUAUAUAGUGCGUUCCCUUGGUUAGACUCGAGAACCGUGCCAUUAAUUAUCAAGAGCUCUGAGCCAAACCUCACGUUUGCUUCAAGCUGUGGGCUUUUUGUGCUUUUCGUCGCAAGGAAUCUCAAAGUUGGACACCUUGGACCCUGUUGCAAUGCUGACAUGGCCAGGAUUUGUGGCAGUGUCCUUUUGGAAGAAAAAUGCGGUGCGGUUCUUCACCAGUCAGCUGCUUCCAAGUCCCAAAACUGGUUGGCAGGUGAGCUCGCAUGGCCGGGUUUGUGAUAGCAGAGGAAUCAUUUCCAGUGGUUAUUUGCAUUCAAGUGGAUACAAAAUCGUUGAGAUUUGGCGGCAGAAGUGGAGAGUUCAUCGCUUGGUCAAGAUCACAUUUCAUGGGCUUCCCAAAUCUUCAGAAGCCUGGCAAGUACACCAUGUGGAUGGCAACCGAGCCAACAAUCGCUUGGACAAUCUGAGGUAUGUAACACCAAGCGAAAACGUGCGGCACUCAUACUCCAGCCGUUUGACGCGCAGCAAUGGGCCCGCAAGGUCGAAGGCUGUUCUGUGGAGACCUGUUGGGCCUGCAAACUGGACAUGUGCAUUUGCGCAGUUCCAGGAUGCAGGGGGGCUACGGCUGUCUGGAGAAGAAUGGCGCCCGAUGGUCCAUCCAAGAUCAGGUGCUGAAGUGCCCGGAAGGAUGGUAAGUUCCUUUGGCCGCAUAACAUCGAAGAGAGGGUUUAUAAGCCAAGGAUGUUUGACCCGACAGGGUUACUGCAAUACAAAGGUGUGCAUCAGCUCACUUUGCGAGAGUGUGUUUGUUCAUCGCCUUGUGGCUUUUGCCUUUCUUGGGCCGCCGCAAACUGAGAGCAAAACCUUGGUGAACCACAAGGACCUUGACAAAAGCAACAAUGCAGCAGACAAUCUCGAGUGGGUUUCUCAAAGUGAAAACAUGGCACAUUUUUACGCAGCCUCCACCCUGGGGCAUGGAACCACCGCAAAGCCUGUUUGGAGCCGGCCUCAUGGGAGCAAUGAGAAGUGGACCUGGCAUCACUCCAUGACAUGUGCGGCGCAUGAACUUGGUCUUAAACGCAACUAUAUCUCCAAGUGCACGCGGGGGCUACAGCGACAGACUGGUGGUUUUGAAUUCCAACUAGAAGAUACAACAGAGACAAGCGUAUCGCUUCGUGGCGAAGAGUGGCGUGAAAUCAACGAACUUGUGCUGCGAAGAGACAGGGAAGCUUGCAAACGUGCGCACUUCAACUGAUUUUUGUUUCCGCGAAUUUGGGGGGUGAUCCCAUGUUUGGAGAUCCAAGAUCAAGUCUCUUUUUGCCAGCUCUUAUGGGUCUUCAAGGACGUUGAAGAGAGCCCUUUAAGGCUGUUCUUUUUGUCACUGUCGUCGGGGCUGAGCACCUUGCUUCUCCAGUGAUGUACUCUUUGUUUCGCUUGGAAAAC